GAUGGCUUACAAUUUUAGACAUCGCAGUCAAAGAGUGAGGUAUGAAGAAACAAGAGAUGGUGAAAGUGAUUCAAACAGUUCUGAUCUUGAAUACUCAACAUUAAUAGAAACUCCGAGAGGAAAUGGUCGUGGAAGAGGAAGAGGAAGAGGAAGAAGGAUUAAUAGGCAAAGGGAGAGGGAGCAUUCUCUCAAAAGAAGACAAGACAAUGUUACAAGGUGGGCUAACCGAGGCGGGCGUAGCCACCGAAUAGCUCGUAGAAAUAUUGUACUAGACAGUGAAGAAAGUAAUGAAAGAAAUAAUAAUUUGGAGAUGGAAACAGCUCCAUCAUCCAUUAAUCAAGAACCGUUACCAACUACAACAUCAGGAAUAUCAUCUUCUCAAAAAGCUAGACGAACUAAAAAAACAAUAUUAUCAUGGUUGACGGAUUGUAGAAAAGUUGAGGACGGGGAUUUAGUGAACUAUCUCACAGAGAGAAGUGGGCCGGUGACCGGCCGAAUAAAUAAUGGUGCAAUAAUGUGCAACUGUUGCGACAAAGAAGUUUCUGUUUGGAACUUCGAGAGACAUAAUAAAAGUGAUAGGAAACAACCCUACAAACACAUUCAAGUGUACAGGGACCCCGAAUUAUGCUCCCUCCAAGAGUCCCUCAUUGGUGCUUGGCAAAAAGAUGAAGAACAAAAACGCCGCGCCAUGUUCACGUAUGUUCCCAAAAAUAUUAACGUUGAAGAGCCUGUUUGUUUAAUUUGUGGAAACGGAGGAGAAGGAGAAUAUAUAUGCUGUCACAACUGCCCCUCAGUUUAUCAUACUUCUUGUGUCAAUAUGGAGGGUGUCCCCUACAAAAAUUGGUUAUGUCAUUAUUGCAUAUGCAAAUACUGUGGGGUCGGUGGAGUUAGUCAGCAUUUAAGCACGUGCUGCCAAUGCAAUAAGAAGUUUCAUUGGGCGUGCUUACAGUUACAGGAUCGUAAUUGUCCAUCAUUAUACUGUGGGCCAAGUUGCAAAGAGAUAUAUGAGAAAUUGGAGGGGUUACUUGGAAUCCAAAAUGAUAUUGAUGAGAGGUAUUCUUGGAGAGUUGUCCAUAAAGUGGAUACGAUCCCUGGGGUGGUUCCCGUUGAUGAGAAUCUUCGUAUGGAAAUCAAUGCAAAAGUUGCAGUUACUUGGAUGUUGAUGAAUGAAGUUUUUGAAACAAUAAUAGACCAACAAACAGGCAUCAAUGUUGUACAAAGUGUUGUUUAUAGCUGUGGAUCAAACUUAAGGAGGGUUAAUUUUAGCCGGUUUUACACAUUUGUGAUAGAGAAAGAUGAUGAGAUGAUUGGUGCUGCUUCUAUCAGGUUCCAUGGGAAAGAGAUUGUAGAAAUGCCUUUUAUUGCAACGGAUGAGGCGUACAGAGGCAAAGGAAUUUGCCGAUUACUAAUGGGGAUAAUUGAAUCGUUCAUGUGUGACCUCAAAGUUAAAAACUUGAUCAUUCCUUCUAAUGUUGAGACAACUGAAAUGUGGAAGGUGAAGUAUAACUUUGAUGUGGUUAACAACAAAGUGUUAAAGAAAAACAUAUCUUCAUAUAACAUGUUGAUGUUCCCCAGAGCUAUACGAUUAUACAAGGACUUUUUCAAUAGAAAACUUGUAGACAUGAAUGCAGAGCCUGAUCAGGAGAUAUAGUCAAUGUGUAGAGUUAAGAAUGAUGUGUGGUUCAAGUCAAGGUAAAAAUCUUAGGUAGUUACUACUUGCUCUUUGUAGACAUUUCAAGUAUUUAAUUUCUUGGGUUGUUAAAUUUUACUUUGUUUGAGAAUUCAGA
Molecule: messenger RNA, 1787 nt
Organism: Cicer arietinum (chickpea)
Lineage: Eukaryota; Viridiplantae; Streptophyta; Magnoliopsida; Fabales; Fabaceae
Source: RefSeq, a predicted model, not a curated record